AUGAACCUGACAAACUUUAACCAGUCUGAUCGCUGUGAGCUUUUCUCCUGUCCAGAGAGAACUGUAUCUUCUGCAGUUUAUAUCUUACUGUAUGUGUGUUCAUCUGCUGUGGUUCUGCUGAUAGUGUGUGGAAAUAUGCUCGUCAUUAUCUCCGUUUUUCACUUCAAGCAGCUUCACACACCAACAAACACACUAGUUCUCUCUUUGGCUGUGUCGGAUUUUCUUGUUGGCAUUUUUGUAAUGCCAAUAUUGUUAAUUUGGAUUAUUGAGUCAUGCUGGAUAUUUGGAAAAGUUUUCUGUAGCAUUUACUGGCUUAUAAGUAGUCUUCUUUCAGUAUCAACCUACACUGUUGCUCAGAUUGCUGUGGAUCGGUAUUUGGCUCUCUCAAACCCCUUUCUCUACAUGAAAAUUUUCUCUGUAAAGAUAACUCGUGUUAUAAUUGUUUUUAACUGGUGUGUAGUGGUAACCUAUAAUAUAGCACUGCUAUAUUGCAAUGGAAACUUUACAAGUUUUGCAAUGUGUCCUGGAGAGUGUAUUCUCCCUCUAAAUGAGGUUUGGACUGUAAUAGAUCUAAUCUGUUCAUUUAUAUUUCCAUGUUCUGUCAUAAUGAUAUUGUAUACUCGAGUUUUUGUGAUUGCUAAAAAACAUGCCACUGCUAUCAGAGAGCUUAAUAAUCACACACGGCUUAAAACACAGAAAAUGACUUUACACUCAAUGAAAUCUGAAAGAAAAGCAGCUAAAGUCCUCGGAAUUUUAGUGUCUGUGUUUCUUUUGUGUUUACUUCCAUAUUUUAUUACCAGUUUAUUAUUUUAUGUUAUUGAGUUACAGGUGGAAACAUUUAGGAAAGUUUUAAUAACUCUUUAUCUCAAUUCCAUCAUUAAUCCAUUUAUUUAUGCCCUGUUUUAUCCAUGGUUUAGAAAGUGCAUUAAAUUAAUUAUAAUGUUGAAAAUUCUCCAGACAGACUCUGCAUUAAUCAAUGUUCUUUAG
Clarias gariepinus (North African catfish) is the source of this 987-nucleotide messenger RNA. Its product is annotated as trace amine-associated receptor 13c-like. Lineage: Eukaryota; Metazoa; Chordata; Actinopteri; Siluriformes; Clariidae. Bases 1 to 987 code for a protein of 328 amino acids. Gene Ontology annotation, cellular component: membrane. The transcript has a single exon. Gene Ontology annotation, biological process: G protein-coupled receptor signaling pathway. The record is from RefSeq and is a predicted model, not a curated record. Gene Ontology annotation, molecular function: trace-amine receptor activity.